AUGGAUUUUCAACCAGACCUUCCCAUUCCGAUCUCUUAUGUAUCCGGUAGAUACCUGUUGUUCUCAAUUGACGCCGUGACGUAUCUGCGACGUGAACAUAACAUCUGUGGUGUACUCAUCGGGACGCUGCCUCAGAUUCCUCAGCAGAAUGUCUUCUUGGGUCUCCCACUGGAGCUGAUGCCCGAGGAGGCACGGCUGUUAGUGGAUAAGGGUGUAGCUUGCAUCGUAGACGAAGCCAAGGCACACGACGGCAUGAACACCCUCUUAGAAGAGGAUCGCCGACGGUACCUCCGCGACCUCGAAUCCCAAGGCCUGCAUGUCUCGCGCAUCCAAUUGGAUCGCAAAGAGCGCAACCGGGAACAGACAUUGAAGAAAUUAGAAGAAAAGAAAGCAAAAGCUAAGGCCAAAGCCAGUGCUGCUGCCGAGGCACCUACCGUUCCUGAGGAGGGCACUUCCACCCCGUCGCCGAAGAACGCUGCCAUCGUUGACCUCUUCAACGCAGAGGAACGCUCGUCGUCUCCAUCCGCCUCGAUGAGCACUCCCCCUCAGGCCGCAACGGCCAUUACGCCCGCAACAUCUUACCCGCCUCUCUCCACACCUUCGCCAUCGAGCUACCUCUCAGCACCCGCGGUGCCAUCCUCAUAUCCUCUCUUCGCCCACCUCCACUCUAAAGGAUACUUCCUCUCUCCCGGCCUGCGAUUCGGUUGCCAGUACGUGGCUUACCCGGGCGACCCACUGCGUUUCCACUCGCAUUUCCUCGUCGUGUCCUACGACUGGGACCAACAAAUCGAUCUGAUGGAUCUCGUUGUCGGCGGCAGACUGGGUACUGGUGUGAAGAAGGGUUUCCUGAUCGGUGGACCACAGAAGGGAAUCGAUUCGGUCGAUUCGGAGGCUGAUCGUGUGGAUACUGUGCGGGCUUUCAGUCUUGAAUGGGCUGGAAUGUGA
Messenger RNA from Penicillium vulpinum, 945 nucleotides. RefSeq names its product tRNA splicing endonuclease subunit SEN34. The record is from RefSeq and is a predicted model, not a curated record. Gene Ontology annotation, biological process: tRNA-type intron splice site recognition and cleavage; tRNA splicing, via endonucleolytic cleavage and ligation. Gene Ontology annotation, molecular function: tRNA-intron lyase activity; nucleic acid binding. Gene Ontology annotation, cellular component: tRNA-intron endonuclease complex. Lineage: Eukaryota; Fungi; Ascomycota; Eurotiomycetes; Eurotiales; Aspergillaceae. The transcript has a single exon. The coding region runs from base 1 to 945 and encodes 314 amino acids.